AUGGGGCCGAGCGGCGGCAGGAGCGGAGGCCGGCGGCGGGCGCUCGGGGCCGACCAGCUGCAGGCGCGCGGCGCGCAGGGACCGGGCCGAGCGGCGGCGGGAGCGGAGGCCGGCCGCGUCGAAUUAAAUAAGCAGAUCUCGUGCAAGCUGCAGCUGACGAACAAGACAGACAAGCAGGUCGCGUUCAAGGUCAAGACAACGAGCCCGAAGAAGUACUGCGUUCGGCCGAACAAUGGCAUUGUGGCACCCCGGUCCACAGCCGAUGUUGUUGUUACAAUGCAAGCGCAGCGGGAGGCGCCACCGGACAUGCAAUGCAAGGACAAAUCCCUUGUGCAGAGCGCCAUUGUAGCCAAGGAGAUUGUGCCAAAGGAAGUCACCGGAGACAUGUUUACCAAAGAAUCAGGCAAUGUAGUUGAUGAAGUGAAAUUGAAGGUUGUUUAUCUCACGCCGUCCACCCAAAGCGAGGGAUUUGAGGAUGGUUCUGCGGUCAGUUUGAAUUAUCAAGAGCCAUUUGCUUUGAUUUCGAAACUGAUGGAGGAGAAGAAUUCUGCUGUUGAACUGAACAACAAGCUUCGGCAAGAAUUGGUUAGUGUUUUUUAGCUUAUUACGAAAACAGUUAAUAAACUCAAGUGCAUUUUUUCCCUUUGACUGUAGGCACUACAUUCAGAUUUUUGCGGUUUUAUUUUCUAGGC
Molecule: messenger RNA, 692 nt
Organism: Panicum virgatum (switchgrass)
Lineage: Eukaryota; Viridiplantae; Streptophyta; Magnoliopsida; Poales; Poaceae
Product: vesicle-associated protein 1-1-like
Exons: 6
Coding region: 1-600 (199 amino acids)
Biological process (GO): endoplasmic reticulum membrane organization
Cellular component (GO): plasma membrane; endoplasmic reticulum membrane
Source: RefSeq, a predicted model, not a curated record